Molecule: messenger RNA, 1104 nt
Organism: Hansenula ciferrii
Lineage: Eukaryota; Fungi; Ascomycota; Saccharomycetes; Phaffomycetales; Wickerhamomycetaceae
Gene: SLU7
Product: mRNA splicing protein SLU7
Exons: 1
Coding region: 1-1104 (367 amino acids)
Biological process (GO): mRNA splicing, via spliceosome
Cellular component (GO): spliceosomal complex
Molecular function (GO): pre-mRNA 3'-splice site binding
Source: RefSeq, a predicted model, not a curated record
AUGAGCAAUAAAAAACCUACGAAUCCAAAAGAAAACCCAUAUGUCCCCAAAUAUAUUAAAGAUGUUCCGUGGUUUCAAGAACAAACCAAUCCAAAUGAUUAUUUAUCACAUCAUAGAAAUGGGAAUAAAGAAGAAGAAAUUUUAAAUUCAGAACCUAAAAUAGGAGCAGGUAUUAAAGAUGAAUUUAUAUCAGUACAGCCCGAGGUUCAACCCAAACCAAAAUUUAAGAAAUUAAGAGGGAAGAAGGGAUGUUUAAAUUGUGGUGGUAUUGAUCAUGAUCAAAAAAAUUGUUUAGAAAAACCUGGGAAAUCAAAAAUCAAUAAUAAAGUUGAAAAACCAAUAUUAAAUAAAAGAAAUGAAGAAUUAGAUUAUGAUGGACAAAGAGAUCGAUGGUAUGGAUAUGAUUCAAAAGAUUAUAAAAAAUAUUUAACAAAUUGGGAAAUAAAACAAAAAGAAAAAGAGAAUGAAGCAGAUAAUACAAAACAAUAUGAUACAGAUGAAGAAAUUGAAUUAAAGGAAUUAGGAUUAGAUCAUGAUUUAGAAUUUAUAAAUACUGAAAAACAACCAGGUGAAAAAACUAUUCGAAUUCGUGAAGAUAAAGCAAUAUAUUUACAAAAUUAUACAAAUGAUAAUAUAACAUAUGACCCAAAGAGUAGAAUGAUUAGAGAUCAAUCAACUGGUUUUUUCAAUGAACAAAAUCUAUUUGUUAAACAUAUGACUGGCGAUGCUCUUAAAUAUGAAAAAACUAAAACAUUUGCAUGGGAUGAAGAGAAAAAAGGUGUUGAUGCAUCAAAUUAUGCAUCAAAUCCAACUUUAGCAGAUAUUAAAAUUAAUGAAACAAAAAAUGAAAAUCGUAUAAAGAGUGAAAAGGUUAAGAGUGAAUUAAUGAAGAAAUAUGAUGGUUCUUUAUCAAUUAAAGACCAAAGUGAUGAAGAAGAAGAAUCAGAACCAGAACCUCAAUAUAAAGAUUUUACAAUUUCUAAAUAUAUUGAAGAUGAAUAUAUAAAUAAUCAUACAAGUGUUUGGGGAAGUUAUUAUAAAGAUGGGAAAUGGGGGUAUCAAUGUUGUAAAGGAAUGUUUAAGAAUAGUUAUUGUAAUAAAUGA